Aspergillus alliaceus is the source of this 1851-nucleotide messenger RNA. RefSeq names its product bifunctional aminopeptidase/epoxide hydrolase. Gene Ontology annotation, cellular component: cytosol. The transcript has 10 exons. The record is from RefSeq and is a predicted model, not a curated record. Gene Ontology annotation, molecular function: aminopeptidase activity; epoxide hydrolase activity; metallopeptidase activity. Gene Ontology annotation, biological process: proteolysis. The coding region runs from base 1 to 1851 and encodes 616 amino acids. Lineage: Eukaryota; Fungi; Ascomycota; Eurotiomycetes; Eurotiales; Aspergillaceae.
AUGGCGACUGUCAUCCACCCACCCCGGGAUCCCAACACCCUGAGCAACUAUAAUAAUUGGGUCUCUACUCAUAUUACUGCGAACUUUGAUAUUCUCUUUGAGCACAAGAAGCUCGUAGGGAACGUUGUUCAUAAACUCAAGUCUAUUACCGAUGCGGAGUCUACCGAUAUCAUCUUGGACACGAACCAUGUGGACAUCGGUGAUGUGAAAGUUGACGGCCGGGUCUCUCAUUGGGAGCUCCUCCCCCGGCUGGAACCAUAUGGUGCUGCGUUGAAAAUUAAGCUCCCUCAGGGUGUGAAGUUGAAUGAGAUAAUUGAAGUUGAUAUCUCUGUUAAGACCACCGACAACUGCACUGCUCUUCAGUGGCUGACGCCGGCCCAAACGUCUAAUAAGAAACACCCAUAUAUGUUUUCUCAGUGCCAGGCUAUCCACGCACGGUCAAUUUUCCCGUGUCAAGAUACACCCGAUGUUAAAUCUACUAUCGAUUUUAAUAUCACUUCGCCUCUUCCUGUGAUUGCUAGCGGAUUGCCUGUUCGCGGCAUCAUAGAAAACCCCCAGUCUGACGGCAAAGCGUUAUAUCGUUUCCAUCAACAGCUGCCGAUUCCAAGUUAUUUGUUCGCACUGGCAAGUGGCGAUAUCUCGGAGGCUACAAUUGGGCCCCGGAGUGUUGUUGCAACUAGCCCUGACAAACUUCGAGAAUGCCAAUGGGAGCUCGAAGCGGAUACUGAAACUUUUAUAAAUGCUAUUGAGAAAAUCGUCUAUCCUUAUGCUUGGGGAGAGUACAAUGUCCUCAUUCUUCCCCCGAGCUUUCCAUAUGGGGGCAUGGAAAACCCAAUCUUCACCUUUGCGACACCUAGUAUUAUCUCCAAGGAUCGGGAAAACGUCGACGUUAUUGCCCACGAACUUGCCCAUAGCUGGAGUGGUAACCUCGUUACUAAUGCUUCAUGGGAGCACUUCUGGCUCAAUGAAGGCUGGACUACUUACCUUGAGAGACGUAUUCUAGCUGCGGUACAUGGUGAACCCUAUCGGCAUUUCUCAGCCAUCAUCGGUUGGAAGUCACUUGCAGAUUCCGUGGAACAUUUUGGACAUGACCAUCCGUUUACUAAACUGGUCACUGAUCUUAAAGGAAAGGACCCUGACGAUGCUUUUUCAAGCAUUCCAUACGAAAAAGGGUUCAAUUUCUUGUUCCACUUAGAAAACCUAGUUGGAAAGGAUAAGUUUGACCGAUUUAUCCCUCAUUAUUUCACGAAGUUUAAAGGGAAGUCUCUUGACUCGUAUGAGUUCAAAGCGACUAUUCUCGACUUUUUCCAGUCUGACCCGGAAUGCUCCAAGCUCCUGAAUAAUCUUGACUGGGAUGUAUGGUAUUAUGCUCCUGGUUUACCUCCAAAACCACAAUUUGACACAUCCCUCGUCGAUGUCGUAUACGAGCUCUCUAGAAAAUGGAAGUCCCUUCCUGACUCCUCUUUUCAGCCUCAGCCAACCGAUAUUGAAGGGCUGACAGCAAACCAAAUCGUGGUUUUAUUGGAACAAAUUCUUCUGUUCGAGCGACCACUUAGCCCUGAACUGUCGAGGGUUUUGGGCCAUGUCUAUGGUCUUGCCAAGAGUGAAAACAUAGAGGUCGCCAAUCUCUAUUGUCAAGUAGGGUUAAGGGCCGGAGACGAAACCGUGUAUAAACCAACGGCAGAAUUGUUGAGCAGGAUCGGUCGGAUGAAAUUUGUGCGACCUUUGUACCGCAACCUACAAAAGGUUAACCGCCCACUUGCGAUUGACACUUUUGAGAAAAAUAAGGAUUUCUAUCAUCCGAUCUGUCGGGCGAUGGUUGAGAAAGACCUCUUUGGAAAGAGGGAGUAA